Molecule: messenger RNA, 1237 nt
Organism: Brachypodium distachyon (stiff brome)
Lineage: Eukaryota; Viridiplantae; Streptophyta; Magnoliopsida; Poales; Poaceae
Product: plant intracellular Ras-group-related LRR protein 7
Exons: 9
Coding region: 143-931 (262 amino acids)
Molecular function (GO): protein binding
Source: RefSeq, a predicted model, not a curated record
AGAAGUUGAGAACACGAGGAGUCGAGGAGAAGGUAUUCGCAGCCCUCAGCUGCCCUCCAAAUCAAAGUCGUCGCCCCUCAAACAAAAUCUCCUGCAGAAUCGGAGGGGGGAAGGCUGCAAAUUUCGCCUUCUCGCGGCUGAGAUGGGCUGCUGCACUAGCCGGAGUUCCGAUUCGCCGGCCAGCCGCGUUACGCGCUGGCGCUCCACCGGGAUCGUCGCCCUCCGGGACGCCAGAUUGAAGGUAGUACCAAAUGAAGUUCUACAAGUGGGAAAUUCCCUGAGAACUCUGGAUUUGACAAACAACAAGAUAGUUGAGAUUCCCCAGGAAAUUGGCAAAAUUGUGAAUAUGCAAAGACUUGUUUUGGCUGGUAAUUUGAUUGAAAUCAUACCGGCUGAUAUUGGAUACCUGCGGAACCUGAAAAUCCUCACGCUUGACAGAAAUAGGAUCACUAUCUUGCCAGAAGAAUUGGGUUCUCUAUCGAAUCUCCAACAACUAACAAUUUCUCAGAAUUCCUUACUGUGCCUGCCUAAAAGUGUAGGAGAUUUGCGCAAUAUGUUGCUACUCAAUGUAUCUGAUAACAAACUAAAUGCCUUUCCAGAAUCAAUUGGGGGUUGCAACUCCCUGGAAGAAUUGCAGGCAAAUGGAAAUUCAAUCGAAGAUCUGCCUUCAUCAAUUUGCAACCUUGUGUGCCUCAAAUCUAUAUCAUUGAAUAGAAACAAAAUUCGUCAGCUUCCCCAAGGCCUACUGAAAGAUUGCAAGGCUCUUCAGAACAUAUCACUGCACGACAAUCCAAUCUCAAUGGACCAGUUCCAGCAAAUGGAUGGAUUCGAGGAAUUUGAAGCACGCAGAAGGAAGAAAUUUGACAAGCAGAUUGACUCGAAUGUCAUGAUGAGCUCAACAGCCCUGGAUGAAGGCGUUGAUUUGCGCUAGUUUUGCAGGAAAAAAAGCAAGCUAAGUUAUUGUUUUUUCCUAGUUAGUCAGAGGCUCAGAGCCCACUGUAAACUCUGUAUAUAUCAAUCUCUUCACUCUGAAUUGGAAAAAAAAUAUCAAUAAAUGCAAUACACAUAUCAAUCUCUUCACACUCAAAGCUUCGGCAAGUCUACCCUGGGUUAUAUACUCGAUGCUUCGGCAAGUCUAUUCUAGGUCUGGAGUACUCAACUUGUAUCCGGUAUUCCAGCGCCCUGUCAUAAUCCUUAAAAGCUUUGGAGGUAAUCUCCCCGGAAUUAUCCAUUGUGA